AUGGCUCUAUUGGUAUGUUUUGAUGGGUCGGAGGGGGGAAAUCACCCCUUGAAGUUUAGGCCGAAGUCGUUCAAGGCAGACAGCACAAUCACGGUCGACAAGUCCGGUGAUGGAAACUUCACUUCAGUUCAAGCAGCAGUCGAUUCCGUUCCGCUCAACAACAAUGCCUGGAUAUGCAUCCAUCUUAAGGCCGAUACUUACACCGAAAAGGUCCAAAUAACAAAAGAGAGACAAUUCAUAUACCUUGAAGGAGAAGGCAGAAGUAAUACUGUGAUCCGGUGGGGAGAUGCUGGAGAUGUCACUAAAAGCUCCACCUUCUCAUUGUUCGCAGAUAAUUUUAUGGCGGCACAUUUAACUAUUAAGAAUACAUACGAUGCUGGAAACAUUACGUGGGCACCGGCGGCCAUGUUAAUGGGAGACAAGGCAUUGUUCUACAAAUGCGGCUUUGUGAGCAUUCAGGACACACUGACCGACUCUCAAGGUCGCCACUUCUUUGAUUCCUGCUACAUCGAAAGUGCAAUGGACUUCAUUUGGGGUAGUGGGCAAUCCGUGUACCAGGGUUGCUCUAUUCAUGCUGUAGCUGAUCGCCUCAGAGGCGGUCCAGGUUACAUCACUGCUCAAGGCCGGUCGGAUUCUUCGCAAACAAAUGGUUUUGUAUUCAAGUACUGCAACAUAACAGGAAAUGGUAAAUCGUACCUUGGAAGAGCUUACAAGGCAUACUCGACGGUGAUAUUUUACAAGACAUCCAUGUCCAAUGUUAUCGUUCCCGAAGGUUGGUUUUCAUGGAAGCAAGCGGGCCAGGAGAGUGCCAUAACUUAUGCAGAAAUAGAAUGUGAUGGACCCGGAGCGAGCAUGUCCGGGAGAGUGAAUUGGAUGAAGAAACUGGAAGAUAAAGAGCUGUCUCACUUUAUCGGCUCGAGUUUCGUAGAUGGAGAUGGAUGGAGAGAGAAGAUGCCUAGUCCAGUAGCAUAA
Messenger RNA from Syzygium oleosum, 972 nucleotides. RefSeq names its product probable pectinesterase 55. Gene Ontology annotation, biological process: cell wall modification. Lineage: Eukaryota; Viridiplantae; Streptophyta; Magnoliopsida; Myrtales; Myrtaceae. Gene Ontology annotation, molecular function: pectinesterase activity. The transcript is spliced from 5 exons. Bases 1 to 972 code for a protein of 323 amino acids. The record is from RefSeq and is a predicted model, not a curated record.